AUGGCCACUCGAGCGCAUGGUAAAACGCGAAUAGCGUAUUAUUACGACGGUGAUGUAGGCAAUUACUAUUAUGGACAAGGCCACCCGAUGAAGCCGCAUCGUAUUCGCAUGACUCACAAUCUACUACUCAAUUAUGGUCUGUAUAGGAAGAUGGAAGUUUAUCGACCUCAAAUCGCCACAUUUGAAGAGAUGACCAAGUACCACAGUGACGAUUACAUGCUUUUCUUGAAGAAUAUUCGACCCGACAACAUGACUGAGUACAAUAAAGCGCUUCAGCGAUUCAAUGUCGGCGAAGAUUGUCCAGUCUUUGAUGGAUUAUUCGAAUUCUGUCAGAUAUCAAGCGGAGGUUCAAUAGCGGCAGCUACAAAGGUGAACAAGAAACAAGCCGAUAUCGCCAUAAAUUGGAUGGGUGGAUUGCAUCAUGCGAAGAAGAGUGAAGCAUCAGGAUUUUGUUACACGAAUGAUAUUGUUUUAGCAAUUCUGGAAUUAUUGAAACAUCAUCAGCGUGUCCUCUAUGUUGAUAUCGAUAUUCAUCACGGUGAUGGAGUAGAAGAGGCAUUUUAUACUACCGAUCGUGUGAUGACAUGCUCUUUCCACAAGUACGGUGAAUACUUUCCCGGUACUGGUGAUCUCAGAGAUAUCGGGGCAGGACGCGGCAAGCACUACGCUGUAAAUUGCCCGCUUCGUGACGGUAUUGAUGAUGAGACCUAUGAACGUGUUUUCCAGCCGAUAAUGGAAAAGGUGAUGCAUUCAUUCCAACCAUCAGCGAUUGUGCUGCAAAAUGGUGCAGAUUCUCUGACUGGUGAUCGUCUCGGUUGCUUCAAUCUCACACUCAGAGGCCAUGGGAAGUGUGCAGAAUAUUUGAAGAAAUUCAAUUUGCCAAUGCUAAUGUUAGGCGGGGGUGGUUAUACAAUAAGGAAUGUGGCUAGAUGUUGGGCAUACGAAACGUCAGUUGCACUCGAUACUGAAAUUGCGAAUGAGUUGCCUUACAAUGAUUACUUCGAAUAUUACGGACCUGAUUUUAAACUUCACAUCACGCCAUCGAAUAUGACCAAUCAAAAUACACCGGACUACAUUGAGAAGAUCCAGAUGAAAAUAUUCGAAAAUCUUCGUAAUAUUCCGCAUGCGCCCAGCGUUCAAAUGCAACCAAUCAAAGAGGAUGCUGUGAAUGUGGUCAGUGAUGACCUAGAACGGGACAACGCCAAUCCUGACCGACGAUUUUCAAUACGAGAUAGUGAUAAGAUGGUUGAAGAUGAACGUGAGUUCUAUGAUGGCGAGAAGGAAGGUGGUGAUAAACGAAACGAACAUUGUCAUAAGAAGCGAUCGGCUGGGGAAGAAGAAGACACAGACAGAAGUAUUGUUAUCGUUAAAAAAGUACGGCAGGAAGAACCAGCCGAAGGAGAGAGUAAAGAAACGUAA
Messenger RNA from Anisakis simplex (herring worm), 1419 nucleotides. The record is from the annotation of a GenBank genome assembly. Lineage: Eukaryota; Metazoa; Nematoda; Chromadorea; Rhabditida; Anisakidae.